Molecule: messenger RNA, 1635 nt
Organism: Prorocentrum cordatum
Lineage: Eukaryota; Dinophyceae; Prorocentrales; Prorocentraceae
Source: the annotation of a GenBank genome assembly
AAAAGACUGUCCAAGGACGGUCCAAGAACGCCCCAAGACAGUUCAAGAGAGCUUCCGUAGUCAUUUUGGCUCCAGGCUCCCGAGGCGAGGCCGUCGCGCGCCCGCUUGCCCGCUGCCGGCGCGCUCCGCACGCGUCCGCUUGCGGCCGGCCGGAGGCUCCAUCGUGAACUGCUUUGAGACCCGACCGCCCAGGCCGUCGCUCUUCGGCCACCGCUCGACGCGCCAUGUCUGGCGCCCUGCGCGGUGUCGCUGCGAGCACCUUCGACCAGCUUGACGAAGCCGCCGUCAGGCGCAGCCGAAGUCCAAGCGCCCGCCGUCUUCAGCGUGUCUCCAGUUUCGUUACACAGGGUAUUCGUGUUUGGAGACGGACGCGCUCUCCGGCUCCAUUGUCAUCCACGAAGGGUACAACGUUGGUAACGACGUCCCCGGGGAGAUAACUGUGAUGGCGGCGGAGGUGCAUACGGGCGCCUCGGCGCCCGGUCACAUAAAGAACGUGCCCGUGGAGUUCGGCAUCCGGAAGACCACGAAUGGCAGCGGCUACGAGGCGCAGGCGGUGAUGGCGUUCGGGGGAUUUCCGCUCACGGCGGAAUUCGUCCGAAAGGCGAAUGAGGCAGAGCGAGUUCGCCGCAAGCAAGUGCGGCGGCGGCGGGCUGCCGCGCUUCGGCGCCAGGAGGCCGCGGCGCAGCGUGUGGCCGCCAGCGGUGGCGGCGGAGGCCCGCGGCCGCCGGCGACGGUUCCUCCGCGGAGCGCACUCGUGGCGUACCAAGAGGAGGUCCGGCAAGCGGGAGCUGGGAGAUAUGUAAUCGAGGCCUACCAGGACAGCGACAGCGACGACGACGACGCGAACAGUUCCGAUUUCCCUGACGAAGGCACCGUCAGCUACGACUACGGGCACCGCUGGCGCCGCAGCUGCCGUGACUGGGACCACGGCAAGAGAGACUUCGCGUGGGGCUGCGGCUGGCGCAGGCGGCACGACGAGGCCACCGAGACGGCCCACGUCGCGCCCGACGUCCACGGCCGCUCCCUCGCUUGGAGCGACGAGUACGGGCAUUGGCGGGAUCGCAGCUGGCGCGACUGGGACCACGGCCAGAGCGACUCCGAGUGGGACCGCGGUUGGCACAGGCGGCACGACGAGGCUACCGAGACGGCUCACGUCGCGCCCGACGUCCACGGCCGCUCCCUCGCUUGGAGCCACGACUACGGGCACCGGUGGGAUCGCAGCUGGCGCGACUGGGACCACGGCCAGAGAGACUCCGAGUGGGACUGCGGUUGGCACAGGCGGCACGACGUGGCCACCAAGACGGUCCACGACGCGCUCGAUGUCCACGGCCGCUCUCUCGCUUGGAAGUGAAGACAUGGGUGCACGACGCCCAGAGAGGUCGUUGGUGCUCGGGACCGAUGGACAGGUGUUCCCUAUGUGAAGAUCUGGGUGCACGACGCCCAGAGAGUCUUCCAGGUGCACAGGACCGACGGGUGACCGAGGCUGACCGGACCUGCGGCCACUCGUUUCUCUGUCGUCGUCGUUCUCUGUUGAAUGAAUUGGUUUAAAACGCCCUUAUCUUAAACAUGGAUGAGUCCAAAUUGUUGGCGAAACCGUCGGAUCUUAAACAUGUGCAGUUCGCUUGAGACAUCGCC